GUGUGGGGAGGGCCCAUGUGCUGCUAGCAGGGCUGGGCUCGUGUGUCAUCCCCAGGGGCGGGGAAGGGUGAGGUUUAAACGUGCUGCGGUCCCGGCAGGAAGCUGCGGCGAAGCAGCGGGACUGUGGGCACCGGCCGGGAGAACCCGUCCUGCGACCACCGCGGGCAGAGUUGUGACAGCUGUGGGAGCAGAGCAGCGGGAGGAUGGAGAGCAAGCCUGCAGUGAACGGCCAUGCUGCCCCUGGGUCUCCCCAGGAAGACACCCCAGGAGCAAACCACUGGUGCCAGGACGUGCUGGCUCGCAAGGAGAGCAAAAUGACGGGGAUGGAUGGUCCCAGCAAGGCCCCGGCAGCAGCUGGCAGCAUUGCUGGAGUGUAUGUGGAAGCUUCCAAGAAGAUGCUGAGUUUAUAUGAUGCCACCAGGGAGCACCUCCUGAGUCUGGACUCGGCGCUCUGCCUCCUCGAGGCCCAGGCAGCCACGGGCUUCCUGGCUGACCCGCUGAAGAGCAGGUGGGUGUCUGUGGCAGAAGCUGUGCAGACGGGGCUGGUGGGGCUGGAGCUGAAGGACAAGCUGCUCUCUGCAGAGAAAGCUGCUACCGGCUUUGUGGACCCCUACACGGAAGAGAAGAUUCCCCUGUUCCAGGCGAUGCAGAAGGACCUGGUGGGGAGGGACCAAGGCACCCGCCUGCUCCAGGCCCAGAUCGCAACCGGUGGCAUCAUUGACCCCAGCACCGGCUGCCGGCUCCCAGCAGAUGUGGCCUGUGAGAGGGGAUAUUUAGAUGAAGAGAUGAGCCAGCUCCUCUCUGAUCCAAGCAAUGAGGAUGGCAAGAGGUUCCUCAACCCCAGUACUAUGGAGAGGGUCACCUACACGGAGCUUAUCAAGCACUGUGUCGUCGAGCCAGGCUCAGGCUUCCUCCUCUUCCCCCUGCAGACGACGUUCCCAGGGCUGGGAGGGCGGGUGAGCAGCAGGGACCUGCUGGACUCAGGCAUCAUCAGCUCCGACACGUUCAGAGGUCUCGAGGAGGGAAGAGUCUCUGCCCAGGAGGUUGCAGAGAGUGACUCAGUUCAGCGGUUCCUGCGUGGGACAAGGACUGUGGCGGGCGUUGUCUUGCCUUCCGGUGAGCAGAAAAGCCUUUACCAGGCCCUGAGGGAGCAUCUCCUCAUGCCUGGCACUGCCCUGAUGCUCCUGCAAGUCCAGGCCUCCACCGGCAGCCUGACAGACCCCAUCAAGAACAAAAGCUACUCGGUUGAUGAGGCUGUUAGAGUUGGUCUCAUUGGCCCAGAGCUUCAUGAGAAACUGUCUUCAGCUGAGAAGAGCAUCAUAGGGUACAGGGACCCCUGCACUGGAGAAAUGCUCUCUCUGUUCCAAGCCAUCAGGAAGGGCUUUGUCCCCAGGGAUCAUGGCUUCUGCCUUCUGGAGGCUCAGAUAGCCACUGGUGGGAUAAUUGCUCCAGGAAAACACCUCCGUGUCCCCACGGAGACAGCCUGCAAGUGGGGGUACCUGGACGAGGCCACGAGACAGCUCCUCUCCACUCCUACCAGUGACAUGAAAGGGUUCUUGGACCCCAGCUCCAAGGAGAAGUUGACCUACACAGACCUGCUCAAGCGCUGUGUGACUGAUCCCAGCACUGGGCUCCUGCUGCUGCCUCUUGGAGGAGACAGCGGAGAGGGACUCAAGGGAACCCACCUCUUCUUUGACCACAAGACCCAGACAGCUCUGGAAAACACAUGGGUACCUGUUGCUUUGGGCAAAUUCAAGGGAAAGUCCAUGUCUCUCUGGAAACUUCUCUUCUCAGACUACAUCCAGAGCGAACAAAGAGCUGCUCUAUCCCAGCAGUACCUUGCAAGAACACUCUCCAUGCAAGAGCUGAGUAAGGCAGUCAGUGCCACCAUCGAGGAGAUGACUUCCCCUGCUAACGUCACCUUUGAAGGACUGAGGGACCGGGUGACAGCUGACCAGCUCCUGAGCUCUGAAAUCAUCAACAAAGAUUUGUUUAAGAAACUGAAGGAGGGAGAAACAUCGGCCAAAGAAGUUGUCAGCAUGGACACGGUCAAGAAGUACCUGCAAGGGACAGGUAGCAUUGGUGGACUGCUGCUUCCUGACUCCCAGGAGAAGAUCAGCAUCUACCAGGCAAAGCGGAAGGGACUUCUAAGGCCAGGAACGUCCCUGAUCCUCCUGGAGGCCCAGGCUGCCACUGGGUUUAUCAUUGAUCCAGCUGCCAACACAAGGUAUUCUGUGGAUGAGGCCUUGCGAGCAAGUGUCAUUGGUCCUGAUGUCUACGACAAGCUUCUGGCUGCAGAGAAAUCGGUCACUGGCUACAGAGAUCCUUACUCAGGGAACACCAUCUCCCUCUUCCAGGCCAUGCAGAAGGAGCUCAUCGUUAGGGAGCAUGGCAUCCGCCUGCUCGAGGCCCAGAUCGCCACCGGUGGCAUCAUCGACCCCGUCAACAGCCACCGCAUCCCCGUGGAGGUGGCCUACAAGCGUGGGUACUUUGACAAGAAGAUGAACUUGAUCCUCUCGGACCCCAGUGAUGACACCAAGGGCUUCUUCGACCCCAACACCCACGAGAACCUCACCUACCUGCAGCUGAAGGAGAAGUGCAUCACGGAGCCGUCCACUGGGCUCUGCCUCCUGCCCCUGAACAGCAGAAAGCGCCAGUUCGUGGAUGAAGCCACCAGACGGGUGUUCAAGAGCUCCUGGCUGCCGGUCAGGUUUGGGCGGUUGCGGGGAGAGAAGGUCUCCGUGUGGGACCUGCUGAACUCCGAGUACUUCAGCGAGGGCAAGCGCCGGGAGAUAUUCAACCACUACCAGCUGCGGAAGCUCACCCUGGAGCAAAUCCGAGCCAUGCUGGAGGAGGAAAUGAAAAGAUGGGCACCCAUCAAGUUCCCAGCUAUGAGGGGCAGCGUCAGCGCCUACCACCUGAUGGAGACCGGGGUCAUUGACAGGGCCCUGUUUGAGAGGGUGCUGGAGGGAGCUGUCACGCCAGAGGAAGUCCUGCACAUGGACUCUGUCAGAAAGUACCUCUACGGCUCUGGCAGCAUCGGGGGGAUUGUUCUCCAGCCAUCAAAUCAGAGGAUAAGCAUUUAUGAGGCCAUGAAGCAAAACAUCAUGCUACCUGGAAUGGCCCUCCCAUUGCUGGAGGCCCAGGCUGCCACAGGCUUCAUCAUCGACCCAAUCAACAACCAGAAGCUCUGUGUGGACGAUGCCGUCAAAAAGGGAGUCAUUGGACCAGAAGUCCAUGAGAAGCUUCAGCAUGCAGAAGGGGCUGUCACAGGCUAUAAGGAUCCUUUCACAGGCAAGAAGAUACCCCUCUUCCAGGCAAUGAAGAAGGGCCUGAUCGAGGACAAACAGGCCAUGCAGUUAAUGGAGGUGCAGAUGGCUACAGGAGGCAUCAUUGACCCAACUUGUGGCCACUAUAUCCCCAUAGACUCUGCCCAGAAGCGAGGGUGCCUGGAUGAGGACACGAGCAAGGCCCUUUCUAAGCCCAGUGAUGACAACAGAGCCUUCUGUGUCCCAGACAGCAAAGAGACUGUGAGCUAUGCAGAUCUGAUCAAGCGCUGCCAGAAGGACGAGGUCUCCGGCUUCCACUUGCUGCCUCUGGCACAGGCAGCUGCUCCUGCCCGCAGUGAUGAAGAAAUCCAGCGGAUCUUUGAGGAAACUGUGGUGAAGGAGAGAGGGGUCUCCCUGUGGGAACUAAUCCACUCUGGGUAUUUCACUGAGGAGCAGAGAAGGAGGGACUUCGUGGAGAGGUUCCGGUCUGAGGAAGUGUCACUGCAGGAGCUAGUUGCUCUUGUGCUCAGGUUGGUUGGGGAGAUGGAGAUGAAAGCCCGCACCCAGAUCACCUUGGAGGGCCUGCGGGGCAGCGUCCCUGCAGUGUGGCUGCUGGAUGUUGGCAUCAUUACGAAGAAGACAUUUGAAGAACUAGCCCAGGGCAUACGAACUCCUGAGGAGGUGGCUGCGAUGGAGAGCGUGAAGAGGUACUUGCGGGGCACAGGCAGCAUUGCUGGGGUAUUCAUAGAGGCAUCCAAAAAGAAGAUGAGCUUUUACGAUGCCAUGAAGAACCAUCUCCUCCUCCCUGGGGCUGCUCUGAGGCUGCUGGAAGCUCAGGCAGCCACAGGGUACCUGAGUGACCCAGCAACAAACCAGAGACUCAGCGUGAGGGAUGCAGUGAGAGCUGCUGUAGUGGGUGAAGAGCUCACUGAGAAGCUCCUCCUCGCUGAGCGGGCAGUGACUGGCUACACAGACCCCUACACCGGGAACUCCAUCUCCCUGUGCCAAGCGCUCAGGAAGGAGCUGAUUCCUCUGGGAGAGGCUGUUCCCUUGGUGGAGGCUCAGCUGGCCACCGGAGGGGUCAUUGAUCCCAUUCACCACCUCCACCUUCCACUCCAGGCCGCAUACAGGUACGGCUUCUACGACGAGGACCUCAACCAAACCCUGUCGCAGCUUGAUGACAGAACCAAAAUCUUCCUUGAUCCAAACACGAAGGAGAACGUGACCUACCAGCAGCUGAAGGACAGAUGCUUUCAGGAGCCUGAGUCAGGUCUCUGGCUCCUUCCCCUGUCCGAAAACGCGAUGUUCUGUGUGGAUGAGCAGACCAUGGAGGUGCUGAAAUCUGUGACUGUCUGUGUCAACAUAGGGCGCUUCAAAGGGCAGACAGUGUCAGUCUGGGACCUUCUCAACUCUGAAUACCUCUCAGACAGCAGGAGAAGAGAGCUGGUGCAAAGGUACAAAAACGAGAACACUGAAGUGCUGCAUGAAAUCAUAGCAAUUGUCACCACUAUCAUCAAAGAGACAGAGACACAAGGAAAGAAGUUUGCGUUCAAGGGCCUGCGGAAAAGAGUUUCUGCCAGUGACCUCUUCCAAUCCCAACUGAUAGACAAGAAAACCCUCGAUGAGCUCAACCAGGGGAAGAAAACAGUCAAAGAAGUCACUGAAAUGGACUCUGUCCGCAGGUACCUGGAGGGCAGCAAUUUCAUAGCAGGGGUGCUCAUACAGCCAAGCAAUGUGAAGAUGAGCAUCUACCAGGCCAUGAGGAAGGGCAUCCUGAGGCCAGGGACAGCGCUGGUGCUGCUGGAGGCACAGGCUGCCACUGGCUACAUCAUUGACCCAGAGAAGAACCAGAAGUUCUCAGUGGAGGAAGCAUUAGCUGCAGGUCUAAUUGGAGGGGAGGUUUUUGAAAAGCUGCUCUGUGCAGAGCGGGCCGUGACGGGCUACACCGAUCCCUACACAAAAGCCCCAAUGUCCCUGUUUGAAGCCAUGAACCAAGAACUGAUCGUGAAGAGCCAUGGCAUCCGCCUGCUCGAGGCCCAGAUCGCCACCGGUGGCAUCAUCGACCCCGUGCACAGCCACCGCAUCCCAGUUGAGGUGGCCUACCGGCGAGGGUACUUCAACCAGGAGAUGAACCAGAUCCUCUCGGACCCUGGCGAUGACACCAAGGGCUUCUUCGACCCCAACACCCACGAGAACCUCACCUACAUGCAGCUCCUGGAGAGAUGUGUCCAAGAUUCAGAGACUGGGCUGUACAUGCUGCAGGUUGUACAGGAGGGAGGAAGGUACUUCUACAUUGAUGAGUUUACAAAGCAGGAUUUGCGCUCAAAGCCUCUUAACAUCAAAGUUGGAAAGUUUAAGGACCAGACAGUUUCCAUCUGGGAAAUUCUCUGCUCUCAUUACAUCUCCGAGCUGAAAAGGAAAGAACUGGUGAUGCAGUACAAGUGCAAAACCCUAACACUGGAAGGCCUUACAGCCCUCCUCUUCAGAAUCAUUGAGGACACAGAGCAAAGAGCAGAAGCCCUCAAGGUGAAAGGACUCCGGGGGGAUGUGUCGAUAUCAGAAUUGUUUAACUCUGAGAUCAUUGACAAGAAAACUCUAGAGCAGCUCCAGGAUGGAAGUCUCACGCUUGCCAGCCUCACCAAGAGGGACACCAUCAAGAGGUACUUAGAGGGCACUGGAUGCAUUGCCGGGGUUCUACUCCCAUCAAGGAAAGAGAAGAUGAGCAUCUACCAGGCCCUAAAGAAGGGCCUUCUCACAGAGCAGUGUGCUCUGGGGCUGCUAGAGGCACAGGCUGCCACUGGGUUCCUCAUUGACCCACUGAAAAAUAAGAAGCUCUCUGUGGACGAGGCCAUCUCGUCAGGACUGGUGGGGAGCAACUUCCACAGGCAGCUCCUGUCUGCAGAGAAAGCCGUGACGGGAUACACAGAUCCUCAAACAGGAAAGAAAAUGUCCCUCUUUCAGGCCAUAAAGCAGAAGAUAACAGUCAAGGAGCACAGCAACCGCCUGCUUGAGGCCCAGAUUGCCACCGGCGGCAUCAUCGAUCCCGUGCACAGCCACCACCUGCCCUUGGAGGUGGCCUACCAGCGCGGACACUUGGAUGAUGACAUGUUCCUCAUGCUGUCUGAUCCUGACCAUGGCAGCAAAGGUUUUAUAGAUCCAAACACUCAUGAGAAGAUCAGUUACAGUCAGCUCCUGCAGAGAUGUUCCAAAGACAGAGAAACUGGCUGGUACCUGCUUCAGGUCAUGGAGAAGGAUGAUGACUAUUUCUACAUUGAUGAGCAAACAAAAACAGCCCUGUUGUCUACAAAGGUACAAGUGCCUGUUGGAAAAUACAAAGGACAGGUAUUAUCACUGUGGGAACUUCUCUGCUCUGAGUACAUCACAGAGGAGAAGAGAAAAGAACUGGUAAAAAAAUACAAAGAGGAAUCACAUCACAUUAUCCAAGGAAUCAUUGAAACAAUACUAAACAUCAUUAAAGAAAAAGAAGAAGGCAGAAGUGAUGUAUGGUUCCAAGGAAUCAGACAGCAGAUAACAGCAACAGAACUUCUCAGUGCACAGAUAAUUACAGAAGAAACGAUGGAAAAUCUCCACAAAGGAAGAGAGACGGCAGAAGAAAUAUCUCAGAUGGACAGCGUGAGAAAAUACCUCGAAGGCACUGGAAGCAUUGCUGGCAUCCUGGUGCCCUCCAAAGCUGAGCCCGGCAAGCUGGAGAAGAUGAGCAUCUACCAGGCCAUGUGGAAAGGCAUCCUGAGGCAGGGCACUGCCCUGGUGCUGCUGGAGGCGCAGGCUGCCACCGGCUUCAUCAUUGACCCAGUCACUAACAAGAAGCUCUCGGUGGAUGAAGCUGUCUCCUCGGGACUGGUGGGCAGCGAGCUCCAGAAGAAACUUCUAUCUGCAGAGAGAUCUGUGACGGGGUACACCGACCCCUGCACAGGACAAAAGAUCUCCCUCUUCCAGGCCAUGCAGAAGGAGCUCAUCGUCAAGGAGCACGGCGUCCGCCUGCUCGAGGCCCAGAUCGCCACCGGCGGAAUCAUCGACCCCGUGCACAGCCACCGCCUGCCCGUGGAGGUGGCCUACCAGCGCGGCUACUUCGACCAGGACAUGAACCAGAUCCUCUUGGACCCCAGCGACGACACGAAGGGCUUCUUCGACCCCAACACCCACGAGAACCUCACCUACAUGCAGCUCCUGCGCCGCUGCGUGCCCGACCCGGACACGGGGCUGCUGAUGCUGCAGCUGAUGGACAAGGGCUCCGUGCUCCACCAGCUGAGCGAGGAGGCCCGCCAAGCCCUGCAGGCUGCCCGCACCACGCUCAGCGUGGGGCUCUUCCAGGGCCAGAGCGUCAGCCUCUGGGAGCUCCUCUUCUCCCGCUACGUGCCCGAGCACCGGCGCCAGGACCUGCUGCGCCGCUACAAGGCGGGGACUGUCACCAUCUCGGAGAUGAGCGCCCUCCUCACCACCAUCAUCACUGAGGCUGAGCAGCGGGCGGCCCCGGCGCCGGUUCGCGCCCAGAACGGCGAGCCCGUGAGCUCCCGGCACGAGUGGGAGCAGGAGCGUGAGCGUGAGCAGGAGCUGGAGCGGUCCCUGCAGUCCCGCACCAUCGAGGUCCCGGCCAGCAGCUUCCGCGGCAGGAAGGUGUCCCUGUGGGAGCUCCUCUUCUCCAGGUACGUGAGCGAGGCCAAGAGGCAGGAGCUGCUGGGGCUGCUGCGGGCCGGGAGCCUGGCGCUGGACGAGCUGGCAGCGCUGCUGACGGCCCUGGUGCAGGAGGCGGUGGAGCGCAGCAGCGCGGUGAAGUUCACGGGCCUCAGGAGGCAGGUGACCGCCUCGGACCUGGCGGACUCGGGCAUCAUCGACAAGGACACGCUGGCCGACCUGGUACAGGGUGCCAAGACGGUGGCGGAGGUGACGGAAAUGGCCUCCGUCAAGCGCUACCUGGACGGCACGGGCUGCAUCGCCGGCGUGCUGGUGCCCUGCAAGGGCGAGCCCGGCAAGCUGGAGAAGAUGAGCAUCUACCAGGCCAUGUGGAAGGGCAUCCUGAGGCAGGGCACGGCCCUGGUGCUGCUGGAGGCGCAGGCUGCCACCGGCUUCCUGGUGGACCCGCUGGCCAACAGGAAGCUCUCGGUGGACGAGGCUGUCUCCUCGGGGCUGGUGGGCAGCGAGCUGCACGAGAAGCUGCUGUCGGCCGAGCGCGCCGUGACGGGCUACACCGACCCCUACACCGGGGAGCAGAUCUCCCUCUUCCAGGCCAUGCAGAAGGAGCUCAUCGUCAAGGAGCACGGCAUCCGCCUGCUCGAGGCCCAGAUCGCCACGGGCGGCAUCGUCGACCCCGUGCACAGCCACCGCCUGCCCGUGGAGGUGGCCUACCAGCGCGGCUACUUCGACCAGGACAUGAACCAGAUCCUCUCGGACCCCAGCGACGACACGAAGGGCUUCUUUGACCCCAACACCCACGAGAACCUCACCUACAUGCAGCUCCUGCGCCGCUGCGUGCCCGACCCGGACACGGGGCUGCUGAUGCUGCAGCUGAUGGACAAGGGCUCCGUGCUCCACCAGCUGAGCGAGGAGGCCCGCCAAGCCCUGCAGGCUGCCUGCACCAUGCUCAGCGUGGGGCUCUUCCAGGGCCAGAGCGUCAGCCUCUGGGAGCUCCUCUUCUCCCGCUACGUGCCCGAGCACCGGCGCCAGGACCUGCUGCGCCGCUACAAGGCAGGGACUGUCACCAUCUUGGAGAUGAGCGCCCUCCUCACCACCAUCAUCACUGAGGCUGAGCAGCGGGCGGCCCCGGCGCCGGUUCGCGCCCAGAACGGCGAGCCCGUGAGCUCCCGGCACGAGUGGGAGCAGGAGCGUGAGCGUGAGCAGGAGCUGGAGCGGUCCCUGCAGUCCCGCACCAUCGAGGUCCCGGCCAGCAGCUUCCGCGGCAGGAAGGUGUCCCUGUGGGAGCUCCUCUUCUCCAGGUAUGUGAGCGAGGCCAAGAGGCAGGAGCUGCUGGGGCUGCUGCGGGCCGGGAGCCUGGUGCUGGACGAGCUGGCAGCGCUGCUGACGGCCCUGGUGCAGGAGGCGGUGGAGCGCAGCAGCGCGGUGAAGUUCACGGGCCUCAGGAGGCAGGUGACCGCCUCGGACCUGGCGGACUCGGGCAUCAUCGACAAGGACACGCUGGCCGACCUGGUACAGGGCGCCAAGACGGUGGCGGAGGUGACGGAAAUGGCCUCCGUCAAGCGCUACCUGGACGGCACGGGCUGCAUCGCCGGCGUGCUGGUGCCCUGCAAGGGCGAGCCCGGCAAGCUGGAGAAGAUGAGCAUCUACCAGGCCAUGUGGAAGGGCAUCCUGAGGCAGGGCACGGCCCUGGUGCUGCUGGAGGCGCAGGCUGCCACCGGCUUCCUGGUGGACCCGCUGGCCAACAGGAAGCUCUCGGUGGACGAGGCUGUCUCCUCGGGGCUGGUGGGCAGCGAGCUGCACGAGAAGCUGCUGUCGGCCGAGCGCGCCGUGACGGGCUACACCGACCCCUACACCGGGGAGCAGAUCUCCCUCUUCCAGGCCAUGCAGAAGGAGCUCAUCGUCAAGGAGCACGGCAUCCGCCUGCUCGAGGCCCAGAUCGCCACGGGCGGCAUCGUCGACCCCGUGCACAGCCACCGCCUGCCCGUGGAGGUGGCCUACCAGCGCGGCUACUUCGACCAGGACAUGAACCAGAUCCUCUCGGACCCCAGUGACGACACGAAGGGCUUCUUCGACCCCAACACCCACGAGAACCUCACCUACAUGCAGCUCCUGCGCCGCUGUGUGCCCGACCCGGACACGGGGCUUUAUUUUCUCAGUAUUUCUAAAAUGGAGCUGCUGAGGGAAACCUCCAGGAAGCUGCGAAACCAAAGGACAAGCCAGUUCCCUGGCCAGGGCGGCAGAACAGUUGGAGCCAUGGUAGACCCCCCGCACUCUGGCUUAUCUUCCACCCCACCCCGGGCCAGUGACCUGAAGCACCAGUACAAGUCCUGCCCAUCCCUGUUUCCCUGGAACCACAUGUCAGGGGCUGUCUCAGCCAAGGACACCCCCAGCUCCCGCAGGGGAGGUCGAGGCGCUGCCCGGGCUGUAGAUCCCAAAGCUCCCGUGUCUCGGUUCCAGGAUUCCAGGGAAGCUGCAGGACCAGCUGAAGGGCAGACGGAACAAGCCAGGUCCAUGGAGGGCUCCGUGGCAGACGAACCACAGGCAGGGUGCUCCACAAGCAGUUGUGCUGAGCAGCUGCCAGAAGAAGGUGAUGGCAGAGUCCAGGAGCUCACCAUGCAUCUGCUCUCUCCACAGCCGUCUCUGUUCCAGGCUCCACAGCAGGAGGAGGAAGAAGAGGAGGAGGAGGAGGAGUACCAGAGCCUGCUGGGGAUUCAGCUGCCCUGGAUACAUGUCCAGCAGCAGUACUGUUCCCCAGAGACAACGCAGAAGAUGAGUGGAUCCUCUCAGAACAAUAAGUCAACUGACAUGGGAAGUAACCUGGUUGAGGAUGAACACAAAGAGAUGGGUGUUGGUGGGAGUAACUUCAUAGCUGGAGUCUUCCUCCAGGCCAUGAGUAAGAAGAUGAGUAUCUAUGAUGCCAUGAUAAGGGGGUUGCUGACGCCUGGCACAGCCCUGGUGCUGCUGGAGGCACAGGCUGCUUCAGGGCUCCUCACCGACCCUGUGAGGAACCAGAAGCUGUCUGUGGAAGAGGCGCUGACGGCGGGACUCAUCGGCAGAGACUUCUAUGAGAAGCUGCUAUCAGCCGAGGGAGCUGUCACAGGCUACACAGAGCCAUACACAGGCCACCACAUCUCCCUCUUCCAGGCCAUGAAGAAAGAGUUCAUUGUGAAGGAGCAUGCUGUCCGCCUGCUCGAGGCCCAGAUAGCCACCGGCGGCAUUAUUGACCCCGUGCACAGUGACCGCAUCCCGGUGGAAGUGGCCCACAAGCGCGGGUACUUCGACGAGGAGAUGUGCCGGUUCCUUUCUAACCCCAAGAACCAGAUAAGAAGUUGCUUUGACCCCAACACCCACGAGAACCUCACCUACAUGCAGCUCCUGCGCUGCUGUGUGCCCGACCCGGACACGGGGCUGCCGAUGCUCCACGUGAUGAACAAGGGCUCUGUGGUCCAUCAGCUCAGCAAGGAUGCUCGGAAAGCCCUGCAGGCCACCCGCACCACGCUCAGCGUGGGGCUCUUCCAGGGCCAGAGCGUCAGCCUCUGGGAGCUCCUUUUCUCCCGCUACGUGUCCGAGCACCAGAGAGAGGAGCUCCUGAGGAAGUACAAGGCAGGGACUGUCACCAUCCCGGAGAUGAGCACCCUCCUCACCACCAUCAUCACUGGGGCAGGAAUGAAAAAUGGGCAUUUGAGCUCAUCCACAGUUACAGCCAACACCAAGGUGGGAGCAUCACACCCAUCACGACCAGUUCAGGACAUGCACUCCCAAGAGCAACAGUUGAGAAAGUCCCUGAAGUCUGCAACCAUCUAUGUCACUGCUGGUGAAUUCCAGGGGCAAAAGGUUUCCUUGCUGGAUCUGCUCUUUUCCAGACACAUCCCCCAAGGGAGGCGGCAGGAGCUGCUGGAGCUGUACAGAGCAGGGAUACUGACCACAGAACAAGUGGCCACGGUGGUCACCACCAUCAUAAACAGAACUGCAGCUGCAAAUGCCGCACUCAGGGCCAGUGCCAGAGGUCCGCACAGGGCAGUGACAAAAGCGGAGGAGGAUGGAGGUGAUUCUUCAACACAAUAUGCACGACUAGAUAACACCUUGAAGUCCACCACCAUUGAAGUGCUAGCUGGCGACUCGCAGGGGAGGCGGGUGUCUGUGUGGGACCUGCUUUUCUCUGACUACAUCCCUGAGGAGAAAACGCAGGAACUGCUGGAGCUGUACCAUGAAAGGCUGUUAACUCUGGAGCAGAUGAUAACUGUUGUCACCACUGUCAUUAAGAAAAAGGAAUCUACAGGCAGGAAAUUCCAUGUUGCAGUCAAGGCGUCCAACAAGGACACCAUGACAGCAGCAAGAGAGAAGGAUGGUGACUCCACCAAAGAAGAACCAUGGGAAACAGCCUUGAAAACCACAGUGGUUGACUUGGAUGUUGGAGAGUACCGGGGCCACAAGGUCUCAGUGUGGGACCUGCUGCACUCCAAGUAUAUCCCUGAGGAGAACAGGAAGGAGCUCCUGGAGCUGUACCAGGCCGGGGAGUUAACCCUUGAUCAGGUGAAAACCGUGGAGGACAGAGCCUGGGAAGAGACCCUGAGGACCACCACAGUUGAGGUGUCAGAGGAUGAUUUCGAGGGGGGGCAGGUCUCAGUGUGGGACCUGCUCUUCUCCGACUGCAUCCCCAAGGAGAAAAGGCAGGAGCUGCUGGAGCUGUACCGUGCCGGGACAUUGCCCUUGGAGCAGUUAAUAGCUGUUGUCACCACGCUUGUCAAGAAAAAGGAAUCUACAGGCAGGAAAUUCCAUGUUGCAGUCAAGGUGUCCAACAAGGACACCGUGACAGCAGCAGGAGAGAAGGAUGGUGACUCCACCAAAGAAGAACCAUGGGAAACAGCCUUGAAAACCACAGUGGUUGACUUGGAUGUUGGAGAGUACCGGGGCCACAAGGUUUCAGUGUGGGACCUGCUGCACUCCAAGUAUAUCCCUGAGGAGAAUAGGAAGGAGCUCCUGGAGCUGUACCAGGCCGGGGAGUUAACCCUUGAUCAGGUGAAGACCGUGGUGAGCACUAUUGUGUCAAAGGCAGAAGCAGCAAGGGCAAAGGAGAGCAGCUCCAGGGCAGAGUCGACGGCUGCAGGAGCAGAGCACACUGAGCUGCAGGAGGACAGGGCCUGGGAAGAGACCCUGAGGACCACCACAGUUGAGGUGUCAGAGGAUGAUUUCGAGGGGGGGCAGGUCUCAGUGUGGGACCUGCUCUUCUCCGACUGCAUCCCCAAGGAGAAAAGGCAGGAGCUGCUGGAGCUGUACCGUGCCGGGACAUUGCCCUUGGAGCAGUUAAUAGCUGUUGUCACCACGCUUGUCAAGAAAAAGGAAUCUACAGGCAGGAAAUUCCAUGUUGCAGUCAAGGCGUCCAACAAGGACACCGUGACAGCAGCAGGAGGGAAGGAUGGUGACUCCACCAAAGAAGAACCAUGGGAAACAGCCUUGAAAACCACAGUGGUUGACUUGGAUGUUGGAGAGUACCGGGGCCACAAGGUCUCAGUGUGGGACCUGCUCUUCUCCGGCUGCAUCCCUGAGGAGAAAAGGCAGCAGCUGCUGGAGCUGUACCGUGCCGGGACAGUCACCAUUCAGGACCUGCUGAGCACCGCCAGCAGCGUGGUGACAGACAGCAAGGGAAGCCAUCUCAUAACCCUUCCCCAGCAGACAGUGGACCUCCUGCAGUCUGAGGGCUCCUACAUCACCUGUGGGCCCCUCCAGGAGCAGAGGGUUUCUGUGUGGGACCUCCUCUCCACCAAGCAAGUCUCCGAGUACAAGCGCGAGGCACAUCUGGACAGUUACGGCACAGGCGGGCUGACAGUGAACAAGAUCACCAUCACCACCACCGUCAUCACAGGCCCUCAGCGCCAGGCGAGGCACCGCCAGGACCCCUGA
This is a messenger RNA of Pezoporus occidentalis (night parrot), 13823 nucleotides long. It is a transcript of the gene EPPK1, whose product is annotated as epiplakin 1. Gene Ontology annotation, molecular function: keratin filament binding; structural molecule activity. Gene Ontology annotation, biological process: intermediate filament bundle assembly; wound healing. The record is from RefSeq and is a predicted model, not a curated record. The transcript is spliced from 8 exons. NCBI's taxonomy places the organism in Eukaryota, Metazoa, Chordata, Aves, Psittaciformes, Psittacidae. Bases 204 to 13823 code for a protein of 4539 amino acids. Gene Ontology annotation, cellular component: cytoplasm; keratin filament; cytoskeleton.